This is a messenger RNA of Alligator mississippiensis (American alligator), 2412 nucleotides long. RefSeq names its product AP-2 complex subunit beta-like. The record is from RefSeq and is a predicted model, not a curated record. Gene Ontology annotation, cellular component: membrane coat. Lineage: Eukaryota; Metazoa; Chordata; Crocodylia; Alligatoridae. Gene Ontology annotation, molecular function: clathrin binding. Gene Ontology annotation, biological process: vesicle-mediated transport; intracellular protein transport.
GCUGCUGCGGCCUGAGGUGGGGCCGGGCCGGUCGGGACUGCAGGCAGUGCGUUUAAAAGUGGACCUAACCAGAAGCGUGCUUGGGUGUUUCCAGGCUUCAUGAAUCAAAAUACUCUGUCCUGCAGUAGACUUGCACUUGGCGUUGUGUUUAGCUCAGCCGAAACAGACCUGGAAUGAAAGUAAAUUGCCCUGAUCACUAUCAUCCUGUCCUAACUGUUGAGUUAAGGACAGGUAACGCAAAAGGUGUUCUAAGGAAUUGGAACCAUGACAGACUCCAAGUAUUUCACAAAUAAUAAAAAAGGAGAGAUCUUUGAGCUCAAGGCUGAGCUCAACAAUGAAAAGAAAGAGAAGAGGAAAGAAGCUGUGAAGAAGGUUAUUGCUGCCAUGACUGUAGGGAAGGAUGUAAGCUCUCUCUUUCCUGAUGUGGUGAAUUGCAUGCAGACUGACAACCUGGAGCUGAAGAAGCUGGUGUAUCUGUAUCUAAUGAACUAUGCCAAAAGUCAGCCAGAUAUGGCUAUUAUGGCUGUGAACAGCUUUGUGAAGGACUGUGAAGAUCCAAACCCACUGAUCCGUGCAUUGGCAGUCCGUACAAUGGGAUGCAUUCGUGUGGACAAAAUCACAGAGUAUUUGUGUGAACCACUCCGCAAGUGUCUAAAGGAUGAAGACCCUUAUGUACGGAAGACUGCAGCCGUCUGUGUGGCGAAGCUGCAUGACAUUAAUGCCCAAAUGGUGGAGGAUCAGGGGUUCCUGGAUUCCCUACGUGACCCGAUUGCAGACUCCAAUCCCAUGGUGGAGGCGAAUGCUGUGGCUGCCUUGUCUGAGAUCAGCGAGUCGCAUCCUAAUAGUAACCUGCUGGACCUGAACCCACAGAACAUUAACAAAUUGUUAACUGCUCUAAAUGAAUGCACCGAAUGGGGCCAGAUCUUCAUUCUGGACUGUCUGUCCAACUAUAACCCCCAGGAUGAUCGUGAGGCUCAAAGCAUUUGCGAGAGGGUGACUCCACGGCUGUCUCAUGCCAACUCGGCAGUGGUGCUCUCUGCAGUGAAAGUCUUGAUGAAGUUCCUGGAGCUCUUACCCAAGGACUCAGACUACUACAACAUGCUGCUAAAGAAACUAGCUCCUCCGCUUGUAACGCUGCUGUCAGGAGAACCUGAAGUUCAGUAUGUUGCUCUGAGGAAUAUCAACUUAAUUGUGCAGAAAAGGCCUGAGAUCUUGAAGCAAGAAAUCAAGGUGUUCUUUGUGAAGUACAAUGACCCCAUUUAUGUCAAACUGGAAAAGCUGGACAUCAUGAUCCGCCUGGCCUCUCAAGCAAACAUCGCCCAGGUUCUGGCAGAACUCAAGGAAUAUGCUACUGAGGUGGAUGUUGUUGUCCGUAAGGCUGUGCGAGCAAUUGGACGAUGUGCCAUCAAGGUUGAGCAAUCUGCAGAACGCUGUGUGAGUACCCUGCUGGACCUCAUCCAGACCAAGGUCAACUAUGUUGUCCAGGAGGCUAUUGUUGUCAUCAGGGACAUCUUCCGCAAGUAUCCCUACAAGUAUGAGAGCAUCAUUGCCACAUUGUGUGAGAAUCUAGAUUGCCUGGAUGAGCCGGAUGCCAGAGCUGCCAUGAUCUGGAUAGUGGGUGAAUAUGCAGAAAGAACAGACAAUGCAGAUGAGCUGCUGGAGAGCUUUUUGGAAGGAUUCCAUGAUGAAAGCACCCAGGUGCAGCUCACUCUGCUGACCGCUAUAGUGAAGCUGUUCUUAAAGAAGCCCUCAGAAACGCAGGAGCUGGUUCAGCAGGUCGUAAGCCUGGCCACACAGGAUUCAGACAACCCAGACCUGCGAGAUCGUGGUUAUAUCUAUUGGCGCCUUCUCUCCGCAGAUCCUGUGACUGCCAAAGAAGUGGUUUUAUCAGAAAAGCCACUGAUUUCUGAGGAGACUGACCUGAUUGAGCCAACACUGCUGGAUGAGCUCAUCUGCCACAUUGGGUCAUUGGCUUCUGUGUACCACAAACCACCCAGUGCCUUUGUGGAGGGCAGCCACGGGAUCCACCACAAGCAUUUGCCAAUUCACCAUGGCAGCACUGACGCAGGAGACAGCGCUGUGGGAACCACUGCCACUACCAACUUGGAGCAGCCUCAGGUUAUCCCAUCUCAAGGUGACCUUCUGGGUGAUCUUCUGAACCUUGACCUGGGCCCCCCAGUGAAUGUACCCCAAGUGUCCUCCAUGCUGUGGUGCUGUGGACCUCAUUGGUGGAGGGUUAGACAGUUUGAACAUCUAAAAACACAUGGCAUCAGACGAGUGCUCGUCAUAGGCGACUCCAUCCUGAGAGGUACGGAAGGACCCAUCUGUCGCCAGGACCCCUCGGCACGAGCGGUAUGCUGCCUCCCUGGAGCAAAGAUUCGGGAUGUGACGGAGUGACCGGACGAGGAAGAU